CUCUGCAGUCACCAGCUAGACGGUGACGUCACUCAAUUCAAUCGCUAGGCAAGCCCGGACACACACCGGCAGGCGAUGAGCGGCGUUGCUUGUCCGACCCAGGCAACCGGGGGACCAAAAAAAACUGCUGAGCCGGGGACGGUUGAAGACCACGACGUAGACCACACCAGCGAGGAGCCGGGACUAUUCGACGGGGACCGUGUUGCGUUUAAGUGCCGUUUUUUGUUCCUCGUAUAAGCAUCACCGGGCUACCUGUCAGAGCAGCCUGACACGGAGCUUAUCGCAGCAGGUUUUUAUAGACGUGACAAUGACUCUCCAGGAUGAACUGACCACGGCCGCGGCGAAGGGAAACACGGCAGCGGUGAAGGCUCUUCUGGACAGAGGAGCUCAAGUUAACGGGACGAACAGUUUUGGACGAACCGCUCUGCAGGUAAUGAUGAUGGGGAGCACGUCGGUGGCUCAGCUGUUACUCGAGCAUGGAGCGAAUCCCAACGUGGGGGACUCAAGCACCGGGGCAAGCCCGCUGCACGACGCUGCUAGGACGGGCUUUGUGGACACCGUGCACCUGUUAGUGCAGCACCACGCAGACCCGCAGGCCAGGGACAAGCUAAACCGUCUGCCUGUCGAUUUAGCCAGACAGCACGGCCAUGGAGAUGUUGUUGAUUUCCUGGAGAGUCUGCAAAAUCCUUAACGCUGUGAUGUCUAUUUUUUUUUUUUUUUUUUUUAACUCCUUGCAGCCGGUUCUGAAGGUGGACUUUGCAGAGCAGGGGCCUAAAAAGGCCUUCAGCCGAAAUUACACACUUGAAGUUUUGCUGUAAAAUGUAAUAUUACUCUUUAUUUAUUCACUUUCGGUGUGUAUCAUUAUUUUAUUUCUAACGAAAUCAGGGUUGUCGAUGGGUCUGUGUGUAAAAAUGUAGGCCACAAAUCGCAACAUUUGUUAAUUUAAGAAUACGUUUUACUUGUUUUGUUUUAUUUGUUUGGUUUUUUUUUCCAAGUGUUUAUUUUCACUUUUUAAACAUUUUUCCUUGUAAAUAUAAUGUACAGUUUUACCCAAAUAUUAUAUUGUUUGCAUAUCAGAUAUUUAACUAAAUAAUACAAAAGAUAUUUUAGAAAGAAAUUACAAAUUUUGCGAAGUUUGUGAACUUUUUUUUUUUUUUAAAUCCAGGAUGCACACUACUGAGUCCUAAUCUCAUUAUUACCUGAUACUGAUAUUCUGCACCUUGAUGUAAACUGUAACACUGGUUUGUGAAGGCUGGACUGCUGUAGGAUGCGUACUGGAGAAUUAAAAACAAAUGGAAAAAUACAUGAAAAACGUGACUCUGAACUCAGCAGUUUAAUUAUCCAAAAGGAGCUUUUGAAUAAAUUAAACUUUUCUUAA
This is a messenger RNA of Oreochromis niloticus (Nile tilapia), 1378 nucleotides long. RefSeq names its product cyclin-dependent kinase inhibitor 2A/B (p15, inhibits CDK4) (gene cdkn2). Gene Ontology annotation, cellular component: nucleus; cytoplasm. The record is from RefSeq and is a predicted model, not a curated record. Lineage: Eukaryota; Metazoa; Chordata; Actinopteri; Cichliformes; Cichlidae. Gene Ontology annotation, biological process: negative regulation of cell population proliferation; regulation of cyclin-dependent protein serine/threonine kinase activity; regulation of G1/S transition of mitotic cell cycle. Gene Ontology annotation, molecular function: protein kinase binding; cyclin-dependent protein serine/threonine kinase inhibitor activity. The transcript is spliced from 2 exons. Bases 308 to 691 code for a protein of 127 amino acids.